Molecule: messenger RNA, 1443 nt
Organism: Fusarium fujikuroi IMI 58289
Lineage: Eukaryota; Fungi; Ascomycota; Sordariomycetes; Hypocreales; Nectriaceae
Exons: 1
Coding region: 1-1443 (480 amino acids)
Source: RefSeq, a predicted model, not a curated record
AUGGCACCUUUCUCCUUGUAUCAAUUGUCAAACGCGAGCCGUAGACUUUCCUUGAGCUUUUUGCGCCACCACCAAAACAAACUUGCGGUCUCCAAACGACAACCUAGCCCUAUUCGCCUCCUCUCUCUCCAACAACCAAGAUGUCUUCACACCGGUGACGAUGCCAAGCCAGACGAAGCAACAAAUAUCAACAGCGACAUUACUACUGGGGAGGGUAUAGGAGCCCACAACUCUAUUGAGGCCAGCGACGAAGCGAAACCAGACGAGCCAAUACAUAUCAACAGCGAUAUUGCUGCCGAGGAAGAUGUAGAGGCCUACAGCGCUGUCGAAACCAGCAACGAAGCAAAGCCAACUGUAGACGACUCAAUCAAAAGUAGUAACGAUGUUACUGGCGGCCAAGGCGUUGGUGAUAGUGAUGCCCCGACCCCAGAUCCAGGCCUUCUCUUAUCCUCAGACCCAAAAGAUGAGCUCAAGAUUAAAGCAAGGCCAUGGACCGAGGAAGAGUUGGCUCAGCUCGAAGAGUUCAUCAAACGGCCAUAUUACAGUAUAGACUACAUCGCAAGGCGGAUGGACCGAUAUUUUACAAGUGUCUUAGCCCAGCUCAAGCAGAUGGAAGUACAGAAGGGAAUCAAGCUAAUGAAACGACACCGGCCCAAAACUCCAUGGCAGCAUAAUAUGGAUGCUACCCCAGAGCAGAUCGCAAUUUUCGAGGCGAAGCAAGACCAAGUGCAAAAACAUAUGGAACACAUUGUCGAAACACUCAUGACCUUGCCAAAGACGGAUCGGUGGGAGGAAAUUCUCAAGCUGAAAUCUGCCUCGGAAUGGGCAUCAGCCAUCAUGAAACUAAUACCACUGCGAGUCUGGCACAUCUUGGCCGCCGACAACCCGCCGACCGAGAGGGAAUACGCGACCAUACCAAUGGUUGAUCCGCCUAGCACGAAUGGAGUGUUCGCCAAAAUCUACAAACGCAGGUUAUACAUAGGCCUCCUUGACGCACCAUUUGGCGUGCUGGCGCGCCCAGACCAACGGCACCCGGGAUUGAAAGUCCCGUUGAUUCCAGUGUCUUUAGAAAUGACUAGGCAGCUUACCUACGAGCAAAAGGUUGAGCAGAGGUAUGCACUUGGACUUGGCAGGGCGGCGCUCGCGGCAUGGCUUGGGGCAUAUAAACACGACGUAUCUCCUACUCUCCGCGAAUUGUAUGCCUGGUGGGAGAAAGAUGUGGAUUCGAGUUUGCACCCUUUUGGCUGGGUUCCUUAUAACCCACUUGAGCGGACACUACUUCCUGUGGCGACGCCAGAGGAAAGUGCUGCUAAAAAGGCCAAACUUGAGGAGGAGUUGGAACGCGAGGCAGAGGAGAGAGGAGAGACAGUGAAGGAAGUGAAGAAGAGGUUAUGGAAAGAAGCUACUAAGAAGGGAGCUUAUGAUGGUAAAGGGGGAUUCUGA